AUGGAAGCUCCAGAAUGGUUAUCAAAUGCCGUUGAUUUAGGUACAUCAAUUAUGGCAGUUGCUUACAACGGUGGUGUUGUUAUGGGUGCAGACUCAAGAACUACUACAGGAUCAUAUGUUGCCAAUCGUGUAACCAACAAGAUUACACCGAUCCACGAAAAGAUUUAUUGUUGUAGAUCAGGUUCCGCUGCCGAUACUCAAGCAAUCUCUGACUAUGUUAGAUACUAUCUUGAAAUGCAUAACUCUGAACUUGGAGACGAUCCAGAUGUAAAAACAGCAGCAUCACUAUUUCAACUACUUUGCUAUAACAACAAGAAUAACUUGUUGGCCGGUAUCAUUGUAGCCGGUUGGGAUAAGCACAAUGGUGGAAGCGUUUACAAUAUUUCACUGGGUGGAUCGAUGGUCCAACAGCCAUUUGCCAUCGGUGGUUCCGGUUCAACCUACAUCUAUGGUUACUGCGAUUCUAAAUUUAAACCAGAUAUGACAAAAGAUGAAUGUGUAGAAUUUGUAAAGAACUCGUUGGCACUUGCUAUGUUUAGAGAUGGAUCAUCAGGUGGUGUUAUUAGACUUUGUGUCAUCGAUAGUAAUGGUGUAGAAAGAAGAAUGAUUCCAGCUAAUGAACUUCCAAGAUUCUGGGAGGAGAGAGAGUUUGUUUAUUUACUUAUUAAAAACACAACAAAAACCAACCAACCCAAUCCACAUCCAACUUAUAUAGAGAUAGAUUGUGAUUAUUGUUGGCUUAGAUCAAAUCAUCAACUUGUAACAUUAUCAACGACAACAACAACAACAGCAAAUUCAUUAGGCGUAUUUUAUAUAUUCACAUUGUUAGAGACCAUCCUCGACCGUAAUCAAUACACUCUUGAGGAGUUGUUGGACGAAGAUGAAUUCCUACAAGAAUGUAAAUUACAAAAUCAAAGAUUAAUUGAUUAUCUUGUCAAACCUGAACAACUUGGAUUGUUGUUCGAGUAUGUCACUAAAGAGGCACCGGAAGAAGCCGAUAGAAAGCGCAAAGAGUCAUACCCCUAUUUGGCUUCAGAGAUUCUCUGUAUGGAUAUCCCUGCUUUGAUCGAUGCCGUCUAUAAAGAUGAAAACAAAUAUCUUUCACAGUUGUAUGAGAUUUUGGACCAACCAAACUUUAACCUUUCGCUCUCCUCCUAUAUCAGUAAAGUUGCCAUCAACUUUUUAGGUAGAAAGACCAUUGAGACUAUGUCUUAUAUUAAGAAGCAAGAAAACAUUAUUGAUAAAUUCAUUCAACACCUCGACAAAUCACCAGUCGUUGAGAUCCUACUCAAGAUCAUCAGCAUAGAAGAAUUCCAAGGUGGCGCCGGUACUUUGGAGUGGUUGGAUAAAUCCGAUUUAAUUGGUGGAAUCGUUGCCAAAUUCGAUCCAUCUUUGGAUUCAGAGUUCCACGAGAAUGCAUCAUUCAUUCUAUCUGAGAUUGUAGAGUUGAACAACUCCUAUACAGAAUCACCAUUGAUUGUCAAGUUGGAGGGUGAAGAAAUGAUUAAGAAACUUUACAAUUUUAUUUUAAAUGAUGUACCAUUGGGAACCAGUUUCCUCCAUGGUCUGACGGUUAUAAUUAAGUUAUUGAGAAGACAUAAAGAGAACAAUACCAACGAUAAUACAGCCACACCACUCGAAGAAUUGGGUUCAUUGUUCAGAGAGUCACUCAUCCAUAUCCAAGACUUGAAUGAGAUGCUAAAGAAGACCACCGAAGACAGUUUUACCACCACUACCGGUCCACUCUCACCACCACUCGGUUUCUACAGAUUAAAAAUUAUCGAGUUCUUUGCCGACUUGAUCAACUCUCGUUAUUUAUGUAUUGAUAAAAAGUUUAUGGAACUUGCUAUUCUUACUUCAUGUUUGUUAUUAAAAGACUCCAAGCUUGUCGAAAGAAUUAUUCAAGGAGACGAAGAUAAUACCAAUGAAACUAAAAAAGAAAAGGGUAUCAGAUAUGGUUAUAUGGGAUUUUUGAAUCACAUUGCUCGUGUUAUUAAUGAAUCAAGAGAGAAUCCAACUGUUAAGGAAUGUACCGAUGAAAAUCCAAGAUGGGCAUCAUUUGUAAAGAAUUCAUUGCAGCCAGUCCUAAAUUUGGAGAGUGAGCCAUUGGGUGAUUUCAAAUUGAGUUUGAUGAUGCAACCAGAGGUCGAGGACGACGACGAUGAUCAGAUUUACGAUAAUGACAACGAUAGUUUUGCCUAUAACCAAGGAUUCAUGGACAACAACUACCACCAACAAAAUCACAUCUCCUAUGAGGACGACGACGAAGACGAGUACGAUCAUCAAUAUAAGAACGAUCAAGACUACGCAGAUGACGACGCUGAAUUUAAUGAGAACCACAGUGAACACUUCAACCAACAAAAUAACAUCAACACCAACACUAACACUACAGAAGAGAAUCAACAACAACAACAUGAAGAAGAAGUAGAAGAAGAAGAAGAAGUAGAAGAAGAAGUACAACAACAAACACCAACACCAUCACCAUCAACAACAGAGAGCACAGCAGCAACUGACAACCAAUCACCACCCGCUUCCUCUGAUCUAUAA
This is a messenger RNA of Heterostelium album PN500, 2547 nucleotides long. RefSeq lists its product as uncharacterized. Gene Ontology annotation, cellular component: nucleus; proteasome core complex; cytosol. Gene Ontology annotation, molecular function: protein phosphatase regulator activity; protein phosphatase binding; threonine-type endopeptidase activity. Bases 1 to 2547 code for a protein of 848 amino acids. NCBI's taxonomy places the organism in Eukaryota, Evosea, Eumycetozoa, Acytosteliales, Acytosteliaceae. The record is from RefSeq and is a predicted model, not a curated record. The transcript has 14 exons.